Myripristis murdjan (pinecone soldierfish) is the source of this 1895-nucleotide messenger RNA. Its product is annotated as cytosolic phospholipase A2 zeta-like. Bases 1 to 1878 code for a protein of 625 amino acids. The record is from RefSeq and is a predicted model, not a curated record. Gene Ontology annotation, molecular function: calcium-dependent phospholipid binding; calcium ion binding. Gene Ontology annotation, cellular component: cytosol; nucleoplasm; nuclear envelope. Gene Ontology annotation, biological process: glycerophospholipid catabolic process. The transcript is spliced from 15 exons. NCBI's taxonomy places the organism in Eukaryota, Metazoa, Chordata, Actinopteri, Holocentriformes, Holocentridae.
AUGCAGUGUGGAAACGGCAGCUUGGCUGCUGGGCUGCUCUGUAUUUGUGUUUGGAUGAUGGGACCUUUAGGCCAGCCUGUGGGAAACACGGAGAACAAGGCAACACCAACCCCUGAGAUGGCAGCAACAUCAACAAACACCCCGAAGACGGAGAGGAAACCAACAACUGGCCCCAAGAUCUCUGUGCGUCAGUCGCAGUCUCUGUGCGCUGGCGAGCAGGACUUCAUCCUGAUGAGGAGAGCAGCUGUUGUGGAGUCGCUCAGCAGGCUGGGAGUCAGCAGCACUCAGGACUCGGUUCCCCAUGUUGCCCUGCUGGGGUCAGGAGGGGGGCAGAGAGCAGCGGUGGCUCUGCUGGGUUCCCUUUACCAGAUGCAGGAAGAAGGUCUGCUGGACACUGUGCUCUACCUCGGGGGAGUUUCUGGCUCCACAUGGUCCAUGGCGUCCCUGUACAGCGACCCCUGGUGGAGCAGCAACAUGGAGCGAGCGAUGUCCAGGCUGUCAGGACCUGAUGUGAGCCUGGAUGAAGCUCUGGCCUGGCUGGGCCAGAGGGCCAAGGGGGAGGACUUCUCCCUCAGCGACAUCUGGGGAGUCCUCACCUCCGCUGGGAUCAUGAAACAGCUGGACUUGCGUCGUCUUUCUGAAGACUCUGACAGGAAUGCCACCAACCCUUAUCCCAUCUACAGUGCUGUAGAGAGGAGCUGCCAUCAGGCUGGCCCCACAAGAGGUAAAUGGUUUGAGCUGACUCCUCAUGAGAGUGGCUUCACAGAGCUCGGCCUCUUUGUGAACACAUCCCGUCUGGGCAGCACACACCUGGAGCCCGAGCUGCAGAUGGACAUGGUCAGCCUGCAAGGUGUAAUGGGCAGCACCUUGGCAGAUGAACAGAUCCUGGUAAACAGUAUGCCUGAUUGGCUGAAAGGUUUGGUGGGCACUUCAUUUACUGAUGAAAACAACCUAAUGGAUUUGAUUCUCCUCUGGACUGAAGAUUUUUCCACAUCAGUUCCAGUGCAGAUUAACAGUUUCUGGGAUGUUCUGGACUUGUAUAGCCGUGGAUACCACAGUCUUGUCAAGCUGGUCGCCCUGAUCAGAAACUACGUGGAGGAUCCCAUCGCUCAGUAUGAGCUGGACAACCUGCAGAAAACACUGAGAGAAAAUAUGAACCCGAACCUAUUUGGAUCAUUUGGGCAAAAGAGUCCAGAGAGAAAGAAGCAGCUGUUUGAGCAGUGGAGUCAGGAAAUACUGAAGCCCAUCCAGACCUGGAGCCAGAGUCUGCAGGAGGGACCGUUCAAAGAGUCUGUCUCCUGGUUGAUCCAAAAAGUCCUCCCUCUGAUUGGCAGAUGGGACUGGGGAAAAACUCCAAACUUCCUCUACCAAUAUCCAAAUGCUAUGGUGCCGUCGUGCCUCAGGUCUAAAGAGCACAUCCACCUGACGGACGCUGGCAUUAUGCUCAAUAUGCCUUUCCCUCCCUUCCUGGGAGACAAGAGAGACACAGACCUGCUCAUCGCUUUGGACUUCAGUGCUGGGGAUGUGUUUGAGACUGUGACUCUGGCCAGAGACUAUGCAGCCAAGGUGAACAAGCCUUUCCCAGAGAUAGAUGACAAAGUCCUGGAGGACAAAGACUGGCCCAAAGACUGCUACGUGUUCCAGGGAGAGGGGAAGCAGCCCACCAUCGUUUACAUGCCACUCUUCAACAGAAACAACUGCAAAGAUGCAGAAGAGGUGCGGCAGAGGAUGAAGGAGUUCUCCACCUUUCAGCUUCCCUUCAACCAGGAGAAGAUCAGCUCCCUGUUGGAGAUCGCUAAAGACAACAUGAAGAACAACAAGGAAACCAUCCUGAGGGAGAUCAGCAAGGCUGUUGAACGCAGACAGAACAAGAGGUAGGGCUCUUAAAAAUCUGG